UAUGUGGUGGCUCCCGCGUCCAGCUCCUUGAACGUGAACAGUUUAUCUGAAGAGCACUUUUCAAAAUACCAUCACUAGCGGGGUACCGGUAACAAUCUCACUUAGAAGGGAGUUGGUCGUCGGUUAGUUUAACUACUCCUUGCAUUGGAGUCACAUCUCUAUAGCUCUACCAGCGAUGGAGACUUGGGCUGGCUUCUGCCCAGGCUUGCGCUUAACUCUGUGUACCUGGCUUCUGAUCUCUGCUCAUACCCAGCUAAAUGCCAAGGCUAAGAUAACUUGUGCGUCGUGCCCGUCGCCCGUCCAGCUAUACCUGGAGGAAUUACAACUGGAUACCGGUACGCGCGCGGCUGCUGGUCCUAGCCAGGCGUCCAAAGCUUUGAAACAGGUCCAGCUGGAGUACCAGCUACUCGGAGAAUAUAAACAAAAUACUGGAGUACUAAGCGACCGGCUACAGGCAGGUAUUUUCGAAGAUGGGUUAAGGUUCAGUAACGAUGGAGUUACCUCAAAAGUCGCACAGGAAGAUUCUGACGGGCCCAUGGAAAGAGGAGAAACUUACCGUGGUGAAUAUAAUGCUGGGGUUUAUAAUUUGCAACACCUCGAGGCUGAGGAUGCGGCGCUGCGGAGGAUGAAGCGAAGCGGUCCCAAACACCCCGAAUUUAGUGAGAGCAUGAGGACUGGUGGCCCCGGUUUUGAGAGAGAGACCUCGGAUGAGAUAAGGAGUCCAGGUCCGUUAUUGGACGGACAAAGACUGGGCCGAUCUGAAUUCAAGUGGACCAGGGAUGAGGGAAGAGGGACUUCCAGAGAUGAUCCUAAACUAACCAGCACUACUUUCGCCCUGACCGGGGACUCCGCUCAUAACCACGCAGUGGUGUAUUGGUCGGGACAAAACAGCAGCGUGAUCCUGAUUCUGACCAAACUCUACGACUUUCACCUGGGCAGUGUAACAGAGAGCACGCUUUGGAGAUCAACAGACUAUGGAUCAACUUACGAGAGGAUGAAUGACAAAGUGGGAUCUAAGACAGUUCUGAGCUACCUGUAUGUCUGUCCAUCCAACAAGAGAAAGAUAAUGUUACUGACCGACCCUGAGUUUGAGAGAAGUGUGCUCAUCAGCUCGGAUGAAGGAGCCAACUAUCAGAAGUACCGCCUCAGCUUCUACAUACUCAGCCUGCUGUUUCAUCCAACACAGGAGGAUUGGGCCCUAGCCUACAGCCAUGACCAGAAGUUGUAUGUCUCCCUCGACUUUGGGCGAAAAUGGCAGCUCGUUCACGAGCAUGUGAACAGGUUCUACUGGUCUAUAACAGGUCUAGACAAGGAUUCAGAUCUGGUUCACAUGGAAGCACACACCCCUGACGGACGAGUACAGUAUGUUACAUGUCGGGCUUUAUCAUGCUCAGAGCCCAACAGGAACUACCCAUUCCCUGGGUACAUUGACAUCAGCUCGCUGGUGGUCCAAGAUGACUAUAUGUUCAUUCAGGUUACGACAGCGGGACGGGCCAGCUACUAUGUGUCCUACAAGAGAGAACCAUUCCUCCAAAUUAAACUGCCCAAAUACUCCUUACCUAAGGACCUCCACAUCGUGAGCACCGAUGAGCACCAGGUCUUUGCGGCAGUCCAAGAGUGGAACCAGAACGACACCUACAACCUGUACCUCUCUGAUACCCGGGGCAUCUUCUUCACCCUUGCCUUGGAAAACGUCAAGACCACCCGCGGCCUGGGUGGCAACCAGAUGCUCGACCUGUACGAGGUAGCAGGUAUCAAAGGCAUGUUGAUUGCUAACAAAAGGCUGGAUAACCAGGUCAAGACUUACAUCACCUACAACAAGGGCCGUGAUUGGAGGCUACUGCAGGCACCGGGGUCGGACCUGGCUGGAAAUGAUAUUCACUGUAUACUGCCCUUCUGUUCGCUCCAUCUCCAGCUGCAGACAUCAGAAAACCCGUAUCUGUCAGGCAGCAUAUCAACCAAGGCUUCAGCACCCGGAAUUAUAGUGGCCACAGGGAAUAUUGGAUCUGAGCUCUCAUACAAUAAUGUUGGAAUGUUCAUCUCAUCUGACGCUGGUAACAACUGGAGACAGAUAUUCGAGGAGGAGCACAACAUCUGGUUUCUGGAUAAAGGAGGGGCCCUAGUCGCUGUGAAACAACCAACAAUUCCUACCCGACAUUUACAGAUCAGUUUCGAUGAGGGGCGGCAGUGGACCAGACACAGCUUCUCCCUGGUGCCUCUGUUCGUAGAUGGGAUGCUGGUGGAAGCCGGGACGGAAAACCAGAUCAUGACGUUUUUCGGGCACUUUAGUCAUCGGUCCGAGUGGCAGCUUAUCAAGAUAGACUACAAGUCCAUCUUCAACAGAAAAUGUACAGAAGGAGACUAUCAAACCUGGCACCUUCACAACAAGGGCGAACCAUGUGUAAUGGGCCAGAAGCAGAUCUAUAUGAAGCGUCGACCUGGCAACUAUUGCAUGCUGGGAAAAGACUACGCCAAAGUCCUCUCUGCUGAGUCAUGUAUCUGUCGGGCCCAUGACUUUGAAUGCGAUUACGGCUAUGAGCGUCGCGCAGACGGAAACUGUCUACCAGCUUUCUGGUACAACCCAUCCGCCAUGUCGCGAAACUGCAGCCAAGGACAGGACUACCUCAACAGUACAGGGUACCGUAAAGUGGUGUCCAACAACUGCACCAAUGGGGUCAAGGAGAUGUACACACCCAGGAAGCAGCUGUGUCCCAACAGGGCUCCGAGAGGCCUGUCUCUGGCCACCCGAGAGGGCAAGCUCACCACCAACCUGGCCACGAACGUCACCUUCCUCAUUCAUCUGGACGAGGGAGACUCAAUGAGAACCAACAUCCAGCUGGAUUUCGGUGACGGCACAGCGGUCUCCUACUCCAACCUCAGCUGGAUCGAGGAAGGCAUAAGACACAUGUACAGGACGGCCGGGAUAUUCCGCGUGUCCGCCUUGGCAGAGAACACGCUGGGAUCGGACAGCGCCGCCUUAUAUCUCCACGUUACGUGUCCUGUGGAACAUGUCCAGCUUCUGGCUCCCUUUGUGGCCAUCAAGAACAAGGAAGUUAACCUGACGGCAGUGGUCUGGCCCAACCACUCCAGGACCCUGACCUACUUCUGGUGGCUGGGAAACAGCACUGAGCCGGUGAUCAGCAUAGACGGGAGUAUCUCAUACACCUUCACCAGAGAGGGAAUGAACACUGUUACAGUCCAAGUGUCAUCAGCCAACACCAUACUGCAAGACACCAAGACAAUAGCAGUACAAGAGUUCUUCAAAUCGCUGCUUUUAUCUUUCUCCCCUAAUCUGGACGAGUACAACCCUGACAUCCCUGAGUGGAGACAGGAUGUGGGUAGAGUCAUUAAGAAGGCUCUGCUCCAAGUGUCAGAAUUUCCAGAGGAUCAGCUAUUGGUUGCCGUGUUCCCAGGAGUGCCAACAGCUGCUGAGCUUUUUCUGUUACCACACAAGAACCAAUCAGAGGACAGGAAAAAAAGUGAGGAGGAGCUGGAGCAGAUCUCAGAGAUUCUUGCCAGCGCUCUGAACCAGAAUCUGGUAGAUUUUGAGUUAAAGCCAGGAGCCAGAGUAAUUGUUUACGUCACACAGCUAACUUUGGGUAAGGAAAGAACUCCUCUGGUGGAUUCGAUCCCCAGACACAGUAGUUCAGCCAUGUUGAUGCUCCUGUCCAUCGUAUUCCUGGGUCUGGCUGUGUUUCUCAUCUACAAAUUCAAGAGAAAAAUCCCCUGGAUUAACAUAUACGCAGAGGUGAACCAGGAGAAAGAGCAGGAGAUGAUCGGUUCGGUCAGCCAAAGUGACAGCACGCCUAAGAUUACCCUCAGUGAAUUCCCCACACCCAAAGAACUGAUGGAGAAGGAGCUGGAUGCCAGGGUUAAACGUAAGAUAGGGGGAAUUGGAAAUGCCUGCGAGAUCACAAGGGAGAUUCCUAACUGUACUAGCGUGUGAAGACCGCAGAAGAAAUGCAACAAAUGUGUACAGACUGAAAGUAUUGCCAUUUUGGAGGGUUUUCUCUUUUUUGGUUUCUUUUGUAAUUUCACAAAUUCAAACUCGAUGUUAAUAGUUUUCUAAGGACCUCAUUUAUACUGAUUUGCAUGGGUGUCUUGUUUGAAAGCAUCUAUGCGGCAAAUCUGAAAUCCACUGAAUGAGACAAGUUUUAAUUAUGAAUACAACAUUCAAAGUGUAACUUAAAUAUGACUUACUUAGGCUACUGUUACACAAAUUGGAUUACAAUGAAAUGCUUAAAUCGCGUACCGUAACUGUAUAUUUCAUGGACUUUGAACCUUUGAAGAGAAGUAUGCACAUUUCUUUAAGUCCUACUUUUCAUGAGGUUUAGCGCUUUUUUCUGUGUAUGGGUCAUCAUUUGUAGGUCUCUGACCUAACAGGGAAUAUUAUCAGAAAUGUACUAUAUUAUCUUUGUUUUGGCUUUCUCCCUGUAUAUACUAACGUUACAUGUGCACUUACUUUCCACAUGCUUGUAGUAAAAGUACAAUGCCGGAGGCCUGGAAAGCUAAUUCCAGUCUGUUAUUAGUUCUUUAAAAGUGUGUUAUAAAGCGAGAUGUUACUUAUUAAACAAGUUGAUUUUUUUUUUUCUUCAA
This is a messenger RNA of Esox lucius (northern pike), 4596 nucleotides long. RefSeq names its product sortilin related VPS10 domain containing receptor 3 (gene sorcs3a). The record is from RefSeq and is a predicted model, not a curated record. Gene Ontology annotation, molecular function: protein binding. The coding region runs from base 176 to 3946 and encodes 1256 amino acids. NCBI's taxonomy places the organism in Eukaryota, Metazoa, Chordata, Actinopteri, Esociformes, Esocidae. Gene Ontology annotation, cellular component: membrane. The transcript is spliced from 27 exons.